AUGACUAGCCAGCAAUAUAUGUUCAACAAAGCAAUAACCUUUACUACUACAAUUACAAUCUCAUCUGUCAACCAGCCUCUGAUGUCUUCAUUUUCUUUUUCACAAAGUUCUAAUUCCUUGCCAUGUUCUACAAAGUUACAAUUUGGGUCAAGCAUAGCAUCGCUAUCAACACUGUCAGUUAUGUCAACAGUGACACAAACUAAUGCUCCUCAAUUUUCAUUUGGUUUUAAUCUUCCAACUGCAAAAUCACAAAAUAGUUCAACUGAUUUGUUCACAAAUUCUCAGCAAACGUUUACCGGUUUGCAACCAAGUUCAACAAUUUCUACAUCAUCAGUUGUUUUUGGUGCAUCCAAACUUGCCAAAACAAACUCAUUCUCGACAGGUAAUUCAACUACUUUUAAUUUUGGUCCCGUUUCUUCUUUGGCCAGUUCUGAUCAGCAACAGAACUCCACUUCAUCAUCAACAGUGUUGUUCAACUCCACCUCACAACAAUUAAGCUCCAUUUCCACAGCACCAUCUUCAUUCAAUUUUGGUUCUAAUUUUUUGCAACAGUCAACAUCUGCUUCGCAGUCUUCUUUCAGUUUUGUUACACAUAAAUUUACAAGGCCUGAUAUAAGUGAAGCAUCUUCUUUUGUCUUUGGAUCAGCAGUGCAAAAUGGCAUUCAACAACAGUCAUCUCAGCCAUCUUCUUUUAACUUUGCGCAGCAGUUACCACUUCAAAUGCAAGCUGAUAAGCAGCAACCUACUUUUCUAGGAUUUGGAAAAUCUUCCUCUUCCUCAAUAGAUAUGAAGGUGAGGUUUAGUCGACCUGCUAUGCAAGUACGACGGCUCGUAAAAGCUGAUGAGUUCCUUAAAAAGAUAUUUCUUUAUGCAAAUAGUUCAAUAUGUCUGUCAAUGUUUGACGAUGCAGGAAACCUUAAACGUCUAGGCCAGAUUGUUAUUGGAUAA
Helobdella robusta is the source of this 948-nucleotide messenger RNA. RefSeq lists its product as hypothetical. The coding region runs from base 1 to 948 and encodes 315 amino acids. The record is from RefSeq and is a predicted model, not a curated record. The transcript has 3 exons. NCBI's taxonomy places the organism in Eukaryota, Metazoa, Annelida, Clitellata, Rhynchobdellida, Glossiphoniidae.